This is a messenger RNA of Periconia digitata, 3111 nucleotides long. The record is from the annotation of a GenBank genome assembly. NCBI's taxonomy places the organism in Eukaryota, Fungi, Ascomycota, Dothideomycetes, Pleosporales, Periconiaceae.
CGUGUUCCUGGUCUGCGACUUCGUGCAUGUCUGCCUGCCUGAGAGGACCGCGUCGACUGGCAACGUAAUCGUAGCAUGCCCAAUCGAGCAAACCCGUCUCUCUCUAUUUCGGGAUUCGGGGGGUUUCUGCACUUUGGACGUAUGCAUGCACCGUAGGUGAAGGUGGUCUGGCUGUCUGGCUGUCUGGCUGGCUGUAUUGUCCAAUAGUCGGUAGGAUCGCGGGCCCUGUCCUGACUGUCCCGCUCGGGUUACGCAUCUGCGGACUAGCGAGCGCCAAGCAGGCAGCAGCGAACCUCACCUCUAGUAAGCAACUUCAACCACAUCUUUGCCCUUCCCCCCCAACUCCAAUCCUCAAACAUCUCUCCCAUCUGCUUUGCUCCCGCCUGUUCUUUCAGGCCUCUCAACACCAGCUUGCUUGCUUUUGGCCUGUCUUGCAAUUUAUCCGCCCACGCCGAAUCCUGCCAACCCAUCCCGAUCCCUGGACUGUCCAUCUGGCUGUCCCGUGCCACAGCCCUCUCACGCUGCGCCCUCUUAUACACCUUUCCCCCCGUCCACUCUGCAAGUGGACCUCCAACGCCCUUUUUGCACUCCCUCUCGACCUUCCACACCUUGUUCGUCGCCUACAUUACUGCUUGAUUGAUUUCCCACUUGUGCAUCUUCCCGGUUCAUGAAGUCUUGCACCUCGGACGACACUACACCUUUCGCCUCAAGCUGAAGCUGGCCAACCGGACCGCGUCAUUCCUGCCAGUCUCGCCCCGAUCUGGAAGGGUGGCCUCUUGCUCGGUGACUCUUCUCAACUUCACCGGGUACCACGCUGUGACUUUGGCCUUGGUCCGUGACUCAUAGUCCAUGCACUCGUACAUCAAGCAGUCGCAGCAUCAGCCAUUCACAGCCAAUAUGUCUUCACCCCACACCCACCCCCGCCGCCGCCCUAUUAAGGCGUCGGACUCAUCCUCAUCUACCCACGCCAUGUCCCUCCGGAAGAGUGGCACCUUUUCUUCUCCCAAGUCCAUCUCUUCAGACAUCUGCGACCUGGACAACCACCGCCACAUGCCCCGUCGCUCACCCACCAGCCCUGAGAGCUUGGAAGAGCUUCUUCUGCACGACUCCAAACUUCGCAUGACUAGUAUUCUUGCCGACAUUGACCAGAGGAUCACCGGCACCAAGUCCUCAUCCGACUCCACGGCCAGCAUCCUGCAAGACAAAGAAGUCCUUCCCCUCCCCAGCUUUCUGUUGGACAACACCACCAUCGAUUUCUCUCCCAUGGAAAUCGAUUCAAAAGACGCCCGGCAGACCUCGCACGAUCACGCUUCUGAUAGCGGACUCGGUUCUAGCGUGGGUUCCAAAGACGGUCGCUCCAGCGCCCGCGACUCGGUCAGCACCUCAGUCACAUCUACUGCCUCUGCCAUCACUGGUUCCUUCACUGCAAUCGGCGAGAGUGAAGACAAGCACACACUGGGAGAAUUUGCUUGCAGACAGAUUCACGAGUCCAUCAUUAAACCCAUCCUCCGGGAGGAGUCUUUGAAAGACUUUCAUCCUCUGAUCAGGGACGUCCCACGGCGCAUAGGUGAGAAAAACAUCUGCAAUCUUCGUGAUCUCGAAAAGACCCUUAUAUUUCUGGCACCUGAGUUCUCGGCUUCCCCGGCAUCGUAUCUAUCGUUCUGCGAGCGAUCCAUUCAACUUCUGUAUACGACUGUCGACAGCCUCUCCGAGUCCGACCAACGACUACCAUCCGACCGACCUUACACCUCUAACUAUUUCCUCGACUUGGUUGAACAGAUCCGCCGAUACGCCGCAAUCAUGGCCGCCACUCGUCAAAAAGAAGAGAACGGAGAAGAGCUCGACGAAAUGGAUUACUCGAGCAAGGAGACUCUCAAGCUGUCUGGUGGUCUCAGUCAUGAUGGCCACCCACUUCAGCUUGUCCGUGAAAAGGAUGGGAUGACCAUUCCUCUUGCUGACGACGCCCCUAAUGGAUCCUCGGCAACAAAGCGAGCUCUGGCUGACGAUGAAAUGGACUUCGAUGAGGUUACCCGGUCCAUGGCCCGCAGAAGAAAGUCCGACAAGCCGGGCGAUGUGAUGCACGCGUGCCGUGACUGCAAGAAAGAGUUCAAGCGACCAUGUGACCUCACCAAGCACGAGAAAACCCAUUCUCGCCCCUGGAAGUGCACUUUUGAGAAGUGCAAGUACUACGAUCUUGGCUGGCCCACUGAGAAAGAGCGCGACAGACACAUCAAUGACAAGCACUCGUCAGCUCCCGCUCAGUACAAGUGCCUGUAUCCGCCUUGCACUUAUGCCUCCAAACGGGAGUCGAAUUGCAAACAGCACAUGGAGAAAGCCCAUGGCUGGGAGUAUGUUCGCUCCAAGAGCAACGGUCGAAAGAAGACUCAGUCUGCUGGUAGCGACCAAGCUCCACCUACUCCCUUGACACCAUUCCUCAGUACCCCGCAGUCCGCCACACUGUCCACUCCCAUCACACCAUUCAUUCCCUCGCCCUCAAUGCCGUUGGACAAUGCUUUCGAUCCCUACAAUUUUGGCACUCCAGCGAUGCCUACACUGGCCUUCUCGGACGAUUUCCGACGAGAUUCAAUCACAAACACCUCCGAUGGUUCGGCGUUGACAUUCUCUUCCGGUCAUUCUCCAGUGGAACCCACCUCCUUUGAAGAUGCGGUCACACCAGAAGACACAACUAUCAACCAUGGUGAUGUCUUUGGCAAUUGCGCACCACCACUCAACACAAACUUUAACGACGCUUUUCAGCAACCAAUGGAUAACACUACGUUUGACUUUAGCUCGUUUCAGUACACUAUGGCCAAUCCGUCGAGCAAUGUGCCUCACCUCUCACCCAGUGGUCAGGCAGACAUGACUCUGUACUCGCCUCAUAUGCCUCUGGAUGAGGGCUUUGGAGACGGCAUGGACAUGGAUAUGAACUUCUCUCGUCCUACUGGGGAUUUCACUCUCUUUGGGUCUACUGGUCCAAAUGAUCCGAUGUUGGGGACAGCUGGGUUUUUCCCUGACAUCAACCAGUUUGGAGGACAGUUCGACAAUAUGUAUGUGGAGCCGACCACCACCUUGGACGAUCUCCUGGACUGUGGCACUGGCAAUCCACAGUAA